Messenger RNA from Rhodamnia argentea, 1561 nucleotides. RefSeq names its product 3-ketoacyl-CoA synthase 5. NCBI's taxonomy places the organism in Eukaryota, Viridiplantae, Streptophyta, Magnoliopsida, Myrtales, Myrtaceae. Gene Ontology annotation, molecular function: acyltransferase activity, transferring groups other than amino-acyl groups. The transcript has 2 exons. Gene Ontology annotation, cellular component: membrane. Gene Ontology annotation, biological process: fatty acid biosynthetic process. The record is from RefSeq and is a predicted model, not a curated record. Bases 20 to 1510 code for a protein of 496 amino acids.
CAGGACAUACACACACACCAUGCCUCCCAGCCUGCCGGACUUCUCCAGCUCGGUGAAGCUCAAGUACGUGAAGCUGGGCUACCAGCACCUGGUCAACCACAUUAUCCCCCUCAUCCUCCUCCCCGUCGUCGCCUCCGUCCUCAUAGAGUUCCUCCGCCUCGGCCCUGACGGGAUCCUCUCCCUCUGGCGCUCCCUCCACUUUGACCUCCUCCACAUCCUCUGCUCCUCCUUCCUCGUCCUCUUCGUCGCCACCGUCUACUUCAUGUCCAAGCCCCGCACCAUCUUCCUCGUCGACUACGCCUGCUACAAGCCCCCCGUCACCUGCCGCGUCCCCUUCUCCACCUUCAUGGAGCACUCCCGCCUCAUCCUCAAGGACAACCCCAAGAGCGUCGAGUUCCAGAUGCGCAUCCUCGAGCGCUCCGGCCUCGGCGAGGAGACCUGCCUACCCCCCGCCAUCCACUACAUCCCCCCAACCCCCACCAUGGACGCCGCCCGCGGCGAGGCCCAGCUCGUCAUCUUCUCCGCCGUCGACGCCCUCUUCCUCAAGACUGGCCUCAAGCCCAAGGACAUCGACAUCCUCAUCGUCAACUGCAGCCUCUUCUCCCCUACCCCCUCCCUCUCCGCCAUGGUCAUCAACAAAUACAAGCUCCGUAGCAACAUCAAGAGCUUCAACCUCUCCGGCAUGGGCUGCAGCGCCGGCCUCAUCUCCAUCGACCUCGCCCGCGACCUCCUCCAGGUCCACCCCAACUCCAACGCCGUCGUCGUCAGCACCGAGAUCAUCACCCCCAACUACUACAAGGGCAACGAGCGGGCCAUGCUGCUCCCCAACUGCCUCUUCCGCAUGGGCGGCGCCGCCAUCCUUCUGUCGAACCGGCGGUCCGACCGGAGGCGGGCCAAGUACCGGCUGGUGCACGUGGUGAGGACGCACAAGGGGGCCGACGACAAGGCGUACCGGUGCGUGUUCGAGGAGGAGGACAAGGAGGGCAAGGUGGGGAUAUCGCUGUCCAAGGACCUGAUGGCGAUCGCGGGGGAGGCGCUCAAGUCCAACAUCACGACCAUCGGCCCGCUGGUGCUGCCGGCGUCGGAGCAACUGCUCUUCCUGCUGACCCUCAUCGGGCGCAAGAUCUUCAACCCCAAGUGGAAGCCCUACAUACCGGACUUCAAGCAGGCGUUCGAGCACUUCUGCAUCCACGCGGGGGGGCGGGCGGUCAUCGACGAGCUCCAGAAGAACCUGCAGCUGUCGGCGGAGCACGUGGAGGCCUCGCGGAUGACGCUGCACCGCUUCGGCAACACGUCGUCGUCGUCGCUGUGGUACGAGAUGGGGUACGUCGAGGCCAAGGGGCGGAUGAGGAAGGGGGACAGGAUCUGGCAGAUCGCGUUCGGGAGCGGGUUCAAGUGCAACAGCGCCGUGUGGAAGUGCAACCGGACCAUCAAGACGCCCACCGACGGGCCGUGGGCCGAUUGCAUCGACCGAUACCCGGUCCACAUCCCCGAAGUGGUCAAGCUCUGAGCGGCCCGAGAAGAUUUGAAGAGAGGAAGAAGAAGAAGAAGAAGAAAAGGG